CUCCUUCUCGUCCAUGAGGCUGAUUUGGCUCCAGAUAUAAACACAGAGCUCCUCUCUGUCCCCGUUGCGCUGCUCAGUCUCCCCACAACUAGCAGGCAGCUUGCUCCAAGAGGCCGAAAAACAAAAAAAAAAGCAGGAGGCGACGAUCUCUGGCACAUUCCCCAGGAUGGAGAAGGAUUCUCCAUCCAAGCCAUCUGUGGCUGAGCUGGCUGGAAGGUUCAAAGGUCAUAUUCUACCAAUGCCCACCUCAAAUGACGAGUUGCCAUUUCGAAGAAGACCUCCAUGUUCCCUAAAGUUGCAAAAUCAAAAAGAUGAUAAUGAAGAAUCGGAUAAAACUAUUGUCUCCCCAAAUCCCUUUAAAAUCAAGAUGAAGAACUCCCCCAUCAUUGAGAAACUUCAGGCCAAUCUUGCUCUGUCACCCACUGCUCUGCUGCCUUCACCCAAGAGUCCUGAGGUGAAGCUCCAGCCGGCACCGUCGUCCCCAACAACACCCCGCAGCCCGCUGAGCCCCACCCUGCAGCUUUCACAUCUGUCCAGUGAAGAGGAGGAUACAGUCAGCUUCGACAGCCCUGCUGAAGGCACCCCGCUGCCGAGCAUCAACAAGACUCGUGCACGGCUAUCAUUCAAGAGACGCCCGCCCACUAGACAGCACAGGAGGUCAGCUGGAGAGGAGGCGGGAGCCUUCGGGAGUGCUCUGUGCCCAUGUGAACUGUACAGCCCAAAAGAAAAUGGGGACAAUGACCAGGUUUUCGACAGCCCAGCAGAGGAAGCCGAGUACGGACAGCUGGCCAGUCUGAAAGAAGCUGAAGAGAAGGACAGGGACUGUGAAAAAACAGAGGAUGAGGUGGCAAAGAGUGACCCAUACAACAAGGGAGAACCAGAGGAGGAGCAGGGAGCAGAACAAGCCCAGAGCUCGAAGACUUUCGAGGAGGAACAGCAGCCUUCAGAGCCUUGCCCUGCCAAGCAGAUAGAGUGCGAUGUUAAGACAGACAGAAGGCAGGAGGAGAUGCCUCAGGAGAAACACCAAGGAGGAAAUGACGGGGUGUGAGCUGUGAAUGUUUAUGUAAGAAAAUAUAUAUAUAUAUAUGAAUAAGUUAUUCAGUGCUUUGAUUAAGAGAACUCUUUGAAAAAUACUCCUCAGAAAAGUUCAUCUGUUUUAAAUGUCUUGGUACCUGCUCUGUUUUUAAGUCCCUCUGUCGCCCUCUCCUGGCUGUCUAUAGAACAGGUCUUCACAUAUAUGUUAGCAGAUAUAUAAAAAGUUCUGACAGCUUACCAAAUCGCUAUCACUUUAGGUUGAAAUUAUGUAAUUUGCUUAUCUAGUUUUCUUUUGAUGUAUGUUGGUCUACUUGUCUUUUAUUUUGUAUGCUACAAAAUAUCUAAAUCACAGAGCUACUGUGGAGUGGCUCGGGUCCUCAGCAAUUAUCCACAGAAAUGUUAAGAAAAUAAACAGACUCCUUCUUAUAUAAGAAAAAAAUUGACGUUACAUGUGUUUGGUCAAAUGUUUGGGUUUAAAUAAUCAAUAUGAGUCAGUACUGAUGAGCAUCUUAAUUCUGGUAGGCCUGUCAGUAAAUACUUCCUGCUGAGUGUCAUCUCCUAAGAAGAUUGUUUGCAAUCAAGGACAAUACUUAAUGUACUGAAGAGUCUUCAGUCAGAUGAGACCAAAAAAGUUAGGUUUUAUAGUUAGAGGUUGUCGAUGAUGAUAAGCAAAGCCCCGGCUAUUUUACUGUUCAUCACUUGUGGCAUUUUUUGUGUUAAACCCAGAUCAUAGCUGCAAUGUGUUUUAAACAGAAUGGUCGGAGUGAAGCGCUGCCAUAACAGAUAUCAGAGCCCCUUCCUCCCCCAUGUAGUCUCUUUGCUCAGCCCCUGUCACUGGAGCAUCUGCUGGUUGAGUUUACAGUGACCAGGUUUCAUGUCCUGACAGUCAGGCCACUAAAAAGAAGCAAAAAAAGCUUUAAAAAGUGUUCAUUCAAAUUGGUAACUUCACCAUAGAACUGCACUUGGCAUCGCAGUAUGUGUGUGAGCGCAUUGUGUGUCUACAUGAACGUGCAGACUGAUUAUAAAACAUAAACACUGUGUAAGAAAGUGAGUUCUGGACAUUAAAAUGUCUCACAAAGUAAUUAUGAUAAUGAUGAUACAGAAGUGUUAAAGUCCCUGCCGGCCACAGUUCUCCUGUGUGGUCAACCUGCAAACCAAAUUUUUUUUUUUACACUUAACUGUGUUUGAGGUAGUAAUAAUAAUAACUUUAAUAACUUUAAUAAUUUUAAAAAAUACAUUAAAGACCUAUCUUUUUAACUUGGCUUUUAAUUUGGAUUGAUGUUGCUGGUAUCAUUUAUCAAACUGUUUAUUUAUUUUCUUCUUUCUAUUGCCUUUGUUGUUUAUUAUUGAUAUGUCUUGUGAAGCACUUUGGCCUGCAUCUUUGCAUGAGAUAUGCUAUACAAAUAAAGUUAUUAUUAUUAUCAUUAUUAUUAUUAUUAUUGUCAAUUACGCCCCAAAGCUAUGGAACAUCACUACCUAUUAUCAGGGAAGCCAGCUCGCUAAAUAUUUUUAAAAAGCAAGCUAAAAACAUAUCUCUUCCCUUUAGCCUUUUAAUUAGUGGUGACUUUCCUGAUACAAACCAGAAACUCUGCACUAAAAGAAGUGCAGCCGUUUAAUGCACUGCUGCACUUCUUUUAAAAUGCUUUAUUUUAUGUGAUUGUAUGCGUUCUAUGCAAUCUAUUUUUUAAAUUAAAUUUUUUGUUAUUAUUUGUGGGUUUUAUUUUCCAUCUUAUGUUAUGCAUUCUAUGUAUUCUAUUUUUAUCUUUAUUUUAAUUUUAUUUUUACUAUUAUUAUCAAGAGGGUUUAAUUUUCCAUCUUAUUUUAGAGUAAUUAUGGCAUUCUGUCCCUGUUUUUAUGUUCAUUCUGUCUGUCAUGUGAAGCACUCGGUGCGUGUAAUUUUCUUUGUUGUAAAGCACUUUGAGAUGCAUUUCUUGUAUGAAAUGUGCUAUACAAAUAAAGUUUAUUAUUAAAGUUUA
Messenger RNA from Siniperca chuatsi (mandarin fish), 3011 nucleotides. RefSeq lists its product as uncharacterized. The record is from RefSeq and is a predicted model, not a curated record. The transcript has 6 exons. Bases 167 to 1048 code for a protein of 293 amino acids. NCBI's taxonomy places the organism in Eukaryota, Metazoa, Chordata, Actinopteri, Centrarchiformes, Sinipercidae.